AGAGAAAAACUCUAAAUUUUCUGCGAUAAUCCAGCGUUUCUCUUUCAGCUCUCUCUGCAACUGCAAUCAUGAGCUCACUUGUGCAAGGCUUUUCCAAGUCUCUAGCCAUGACUGUGCUAUCGGAGGUUGGCGACAAGACGUUCUUUACUGCCGCGAUCUUGGCAAUGCGCCAUCCAAGGAGAUUUGUCUUGUCAGGGUGCCUGGCAGCUACAGUUGCGAUGACUAUUCUUUCUGCUGCUGUUGGCUGGGCUGCUCCAAAUCUUAUUUCUAGGAAAUGGACUCAUCACAUAACGACAGUGCUGUUCUUUGCAUUUGGUCUGUGGUCUUUAUGGGAGGGAUUUAUGGAGAAUGAGGAGGACGAAGAAUUGGCUGAAGUUGAAGCAAAACUGGAUGCUGACUGGAAGGCUAGCACAGGAACAGUCAAGGUAGGCAAAAAGACUGAUGAUGAAUUGAAAAAGGAGAAGCGGCCAUUUCUCACACAGUUCUUCUCUCCCAUAUUUCUGAAGGCAUUUUCAAUCAUAUUUUUCGGUGAAUGGGGUGACAGAAGUCAGAUUGCUACAAUUGGUUUGGCUGCAGAUGACAACCCAUUUGGUGUAGUUCUUGGUGGCAUUGUAGGACAAGCAUUGUGCACCACUGCUGCUGUCCUUGGAGGAAAGAGCUUGGCAUCUCAGAUAUCUGAGAAAAUUGUUACACUCUCGAGUGGAGUUCUUUUCAUUGCUUUUGGAAUCCAAUCCUUCCUCUCAACAGUAGAGUCUUGA
Molecule: messenger RNA, 758 nt
Organism: Durio zibethinus
Lineage: Eukaryota; Viridiplantae; Streptophyta; Magnoliopsida; Malvales; Malvaceae
Product: GDT1-like protein 5
Biological process (GO): manganese ion transmembrane transport; calcium ion transmembrane transport; Golgi calcium ion homeostasis
Cellular component (GO): Golgi apparatus
Molecular function (GO): calcium ion transmembrane transporter activity; manganese ion transmembrane transporter activity
Source: RefSeq, a predicted model, not a curated record